Messenger RNA from Helicoverpa zea (corn earworm), 3516 nucleotides. RefSeq names its product liprin-beta-2 (gene Liprin-beta). Gene Ontology annotation, molecular function: protein binding. The transcript has 13 exons. Gene Ontology annotation, biological process: neuromuscular junction development. Gene Ontology annotation, cellular component: presynaptic active zone. NCBI's taxonomy places the organism in Eukaryota, Metazoa, Arthropoda, Insecta, Lepidoptera, Noctuidae. The coding region runs from base 274 to 2838 and encodes 854 amino acids. The record is from RefSeq and is a predicted model, not a curated record.
AACGCCUUGCCGCCGUGUGUUGUGUGUACAUAGUCAGAAUGCUGUACAUUUCAUCAUUCCCUUGUGAAAUUAACAGACUAUGCAUUUGUGACUGACGUAUAAAAUAGUAUGGGUUUGUUUACAUAAUAAAACCCUAAUUUUUGUUCAACCCAAUAAAACUCGGAUCAAAGCGAGAAGGGUGUCCAGAAUGCAUCAGGCGCAUAUACCGCGAUCUAUUUCCGGGCGCGGGCGUCGGCCCUAUUCGUGUAAGCCUCGUUCAUUUUGAACUAAAACAUGCGCGAGCUCGGCCGCGGGGGCUCACUCGUGGCUGCCACCAUCGCGGCAUUACACAAUCGUACCGUAGUCGAAGAGAAGCCUCGGUCGGUCAAAUCACGAUCGACCUCCGCGGAGAUAAGAAAUGUUGCACGGUCCAUAAGAGAAGAAAAUUUUGGUGAGAAUCGGUCGCGAAGAGCUUCCGGUGGUAGUGAACGUCCUUUGUCAACUGCGUCCGAAGCCUCGGAACGUGACUCUGCUUCCGUGCAGUCCAGUGAGGAGCCGCCCCCACAGGAGAGCGGUGAUUCGGACAGCCCUGAUGAGGCGACAGUAAAAUGCACUACGUGGUCAGACGGAGCUGUGGCUGCCGCUCGCACUGGAGGAUCAUCUGACACAGAGUCGAGCUCUUCUAGUGCUGACGAUUCUGACGAACGAGAGUACGACACUCGCGGUUGUGAUGGAGAAUACCGGACACUGACGCCUAGCAGGCGUCUUGAUAAUUCUACUAGACGCGAUGAUGAUUUUACUUGGAUGCCAACCGGAAAUAUGGUCGACGAGGGAGAAGAGCAUGUCUCAGACGCGAGAGGAGAUGAUUAUUCAGCAGCUAGCUUGGAAAGACGUCGACGUACACCUGGCGAUAGGCAAGACCGUGAUCGCAAAUCAAGGUCGUCAGUGACAUCUAAGCCCCCACAACAUCCGACCAGUGUACGUGCAUCUCCGCGGCCACGACGGUCAAGGAAUGAAGAUACACCACCAGAGCUGCAAAGGCGUUGGAACUCUUACGAGCACUUCCGAUGGCCUGAAGGCGGGUGGUGGCCGCCGAUGUGUUGGUGUCACGGCCCUCCAGUGCCGCCGCCGUGUUACAUGCACGAUAGAGCUUGGCCUUCAAAUCCCUCGCUUCCUCCCAUACCCACACGAACUUAUAAGAACGAUGCGGAGGAUCGCGUUCGUAGACUCGAGGCAGACAAGGAAAGUUUGCAUCUACAGGUGCAAGUGCUAUCGGAACAAAUCGCCGCGCAGACCGAGAAGAUGACGGAUCUGGAGCGAGCGCUGCAGGACGCAAGGCAGAGACUUGACGAUGCUGAACAAAGAUUGCAGAAGGAAAUGCUCCAACGUUCGUCCCUCGAGACGCAGAAGUUGGAGUUGUUAUCGAAAUUAAGUGAAGUGAGGCUGCGUGCAGCGGAACGUGGUAUUCUGGAGCGAUCACCGCCACCACCGGAGCCUGUUAACGCUAUGCCUGUGGCCCGACCUGCGCCUCCAAGAACGCCACCAGCAAACUACGGUCGUCAGAUCGAGCGCAACACGCACAUGUACUCGUCGCUGCCGCGCUCGUCGGUGGUGACGUCAGAGGCCCGCGUGGCGUUCGGUAAACAGAACAACAUGGUGGUGGCGCGCGGCCGCGGACACUCUGUGCCGAACCUAGCGGAGAAGGAAGAAAGUGGUCGCGGCAGCCCGGCGGGUACCGCAGCACUGCGCGCGAGGCUGGAGGGAGGCGACGCGCCGAGACAGAGAAGUACUACACCAAGACCGAGGACACAUCCUAUGCCAUGGGAAACGACAGACGUCCGCGAAUGGGACUGCGAGACCACUUGCGGUUGGUUAGAGAGCCUCGGCCUUGAAGUGUACGUGGCCGGCGCCCGCGCAUGGCUCAGCGGUACUAACGAGCGUGGGGUACUGGCCGCUGCAUCGCACAAUACUAUCGAAAAGGAACUGGCUAUCAAACAUCCGCUGCAUAAGAAGAAGAUAUUGCUUGCGCUUACUGAUUUAUUGGGCGGGCACGGAGACCCACUCCUAACCCUCGCAGGUCAGCUCGACACAGCAUGGACCCUACGCUGGCUAGAAGACGUGGGCGCUUGCGGCACGCGGGCCGCGGCCGCCGACGCCGCGCUCGACGCUAGACUAUUGCAUCGCUUGACACAUGCUGAUCUACAUGCGCAUCUACGUGUCACACAUGCGUUACAUGCCCUGUCUAUACGCAGAGGUAUCCAAGUGCUCCGCGACAACAAGUUCGACCCGGAGACGAUGAUCCGCCGCGCGGCGGAGGGCGAGGCGGUGGGCGCGGAGGGCUCGGCCGAGGCCUGCGUGCCCGCCCCGCGCCUCGCCCGCUGGUCCUCGCACCGCGUCAUGCAGUGGCUCAAGGAGAUCGACCUCGCCGAGUACGCGCCCAACCUGCGCGGAGCUGGUGUUCACGGAGGUCUUAUGUUGCUGGAGCCGCGAUUCACGGCGGAACUCCUGGCUGCUUUACUCAACAUUCCAGCUAACAAGACGCUAUUGCGGCGGCAUCUUACGCAAAGAUUUAACGAUCUACUGGGCCGUGACGUGAUCCAGCAAAAGCGUAACGCCGAACAAACGCUCGGCUAUCAACCACUGACUGCAACCACCAAAUACAAGGUACCAAAGAAAAGCCAGUUCUCACUGAAGCGCAAGAAGAGUAAGGACGACCUGGAUCUCGGCGACCUCGUGUGUCCGCUGCACGAUGACUGCUCAGGUGACAUUACCAACUCGCCAACGAUGAAAGUAAAAUCAGCAACAGCGGACGUCGCGUCGGCUGUCUCUCCCCCGCGUGACGAGGCGCGGGCGCAGUAACACUACACACAACUAUAACCACGGAAUAACAUGAGCGGAGAUGCCAUAAUACAGGUAGGUCAGGUGCCUUCUAGGUCAAAUAGAUACGGUGGGCAUGACCAAAACGAUCAGUUAGAGUGAAUUAACGAGGCAUUCGGGUCCAUUGAGACAUCUGGCAAAGAGUUUUGGUAUUACAAAAAAUGGUCGGGUCCAAAGAAAGCGUAUAAGGACGCAGACAGUAACGUUCCUCGUCCCCCGCACACCCGCAUUUUGGCGCGCUACUUUCUUAAGAGAUUUUCCGUUAUGGCACCUCCGCUUGUCAUUUUGUUCUCCUUGAUACUAACGCUGUAGGUAUGUGCGAUCGAUCAAUAAUUUAUAACUAAAAAUAUAAGAAACUGACUGUAAAGAAUAACCAAUUAGAAACUUGUCUAAGGUCUGGCAACAAUAUUUUGAGAAUUGUCUUCUAAAAAAUCUUUAUACUUUCAUGUUUAUGUACUGCAUUAUCAACAAUUAAUUUAUUGUAAGUACGUAAUCAUGGUGUUCAAAAAUUAUUGUAUUUUUUUAUUCUACUAUAAUUAGAAUUUUAAACAAUUGUUGCUAGAUCUUUUUGCGACCAAAAGGUUCUGUAAGGUAUAUAAAGUUAACUCCGGCAAAUCUAUAUAGUAGCUGCCUUUUAAUAAAAGGGCACUGUGCUACUUU